AUGGCCUCCCCGCCGAAUCCAAAGGAUGGAGCCUCUGCUCAAGAAGCAAGCUCAACUGCAGAAAACCCUGCUGCUCAAAUCCCUUCACUCACCCAAAAUGAAGCCUCUGCAUCUCAGCUCCCAAAUGAUUAUCCUCAACACUUUAGCACCCUCAACCAGCCCUUUUCUGUCAAGUUGGACCGUUACAACUACACCCUGUGGAAAACCAUGGUAUCCACCAUUGUAAGAGGUCAUAGACUAGAAGGUUAUCUUACUGGUGCUAAACUUCUCAUGGGCUGGUUGUACAGCUCCAUGACAGAAGCUAUUGCAACAGAGGUGAUGGGUUUAGCCACAGCAGCAGGGUUGUGGCAAGCUCUGGAGAAUCUCUAUGGAGCUUAUUCCCGAGCAAGAAUGGAUGAUCUGCGCACCUACAUUCAAACCACAAGGAAGGGAAACUUGUCUAUGACAGAAUAUUUGAGACAGAAAAAGAACUGGGCAGAUACUUUGGCUCUGGCUGGAGACCCUUAUCCUGAAGCUCACCUGGUGGCCAAUGUCUUAUCAGGUCUUGAUGCUGAAUAUAUUUCAAUUGUUGUCCAGAUUGAAGCCCGAUCUAAAACCACCUGGCAGGAGUUGCAAGACAUUUUGCUGAGUUUUGAUAGCAAGAUUGAAAGAUUGCAGACAUUAACCUGCAACAACUCCUCAAGCAAACAUGGCUGCUAA
Molecule: messenger RNA, 699 nt
Organism: Humulus lupulus (European hop)
Lineage: Eukaryota; Viridiplantae; Streptophyta; Magnoliopsida; Rosales; Cannabaceae
Exons: 2
Coding region: 1-699 (232 amino acids)
Source: RefSeq, a predicted model, not a curated record